This is a messenger RNA of Toxotes jaculatrix (banded archerfish), 2423 nucleotides long. Its product is annotated as RNA-binding protein 39-like. The coding region runs from base 1004 to 2116 and encodes 370 amino acids. Gene Ontology annotation, cellular component: nucleus. The transcript has 17 exons. The record is from RefSeq and is a predicted model, not a curated record. Lineage: Eukaryota; Metazoa; Chordata; Actinopteri; Toxotidae. Gene Ontology annotation, biological process: mRNA processing. Gene Ontology annotation, molecular function: RNA binding.
UUGCAUACGCCAUUAGCAACACGGAUUCGCUGCGCGCGGGCAACGACCGAGGAGCGACUGUUAGCAGGACAGUAACCGACCGUUCGCUGGGUAUUACCCCGAGCCGCCGUGUAUCCAGACCAGCAGCAGCAUGGCAGAUGACCUGGACAUCGAGGCGAUGCUGGAGGCUCCUUACAGGAAGACUUGCCUAACGAUUUCUCACCUCUACUCCCCUGAAUGCCAGUGUGAUCUGUCACAAACAUGAAGUGAAGGGAAAAAGUCGCCUGGAAGGAAGGAAACCAAUGAAAACACAGAGCUGAAACUGACAGGUGUGUUCCCUGAACAGGGCCCUUCAGAGGAGUCCCAGCAGCCAAAACCAGCACAGCAUCCACAGGACUGGAGAAGAGCUGGACUGUGGAGUGUCUGUCUGCAGCCGGAGCUCCAGCCGGGCUGCGGCCACACUGACCCCCCCAGCCCCCCACACACAGAGCCCAGGCUGCAGCCUCGGACUGACUGACCGACCCAGACUAACCUGACCUCUGACCCUCCACCUCUAAACCCCUCCCCCUCACAGAACAGCCUGUUUGAAUGUGACUCAUUGUGUUUAUAUUCUCUUUUGCCCCCAACCCCCCCCCCCCCAACCCCCCACACCUGAAUGUUGCAUCUGCCUCCUCAUGCUGUUCUCUGUCGACCCUGAUAGGAGGACACCAAGGCCCCGAGCCUGGAUGGACAGGAAGAGCGCACCAAGAGGAAGAAGCGCAGCCACGACAGGAAGCGCAGCACGAGUCGAGACAGGAAGAGGAGCCGCAGCCGUGAGCGUAAACGCAGCCGCAGCAAAGACAGACGGAGAAGCCGCAGCCGAGAGCGCCGCCGCAGCCGAGAGAGGGGGGGGCGCUACAGAGACCACCACAAACACCGUCGGCGGUCGAGGAGCAAGAGUCCGUUCAGGAAGGAGAAGAGUCCGAUCAGGCAGCCCAUAGAUAACCUGACUCCAGAGGAGCGAGAUGCUCGGACCGUGUUCUGUAUGCAGCUGGCAGCCAGGAUCCGGCCCAGAGACCUGGAGGAGUUCUUCUCUGCGGUGGGGAAGGUCCGGGACGUGAGGAUGAUCUCGGACAGGAACUCCCGCAGGUCCAAGGGCAUCGCCUACAUUGAGUUUGUGGAGGCGAACUCCGUUCCUCUGGCCAUCGGACUGACGGGGCAAAGGCUGCUGGGAGUUCCCAUAAUCGUACAGGCCUCACAGGCGGAGAAGAACAGAGCGGCGGCCGCAGCCAACAACCUGCAGAGGGGAACGUCGGGACCGAUGAGGCUGUACGUGGGCUCGCUGCACUUCAACAUCACCGAGGAGAUGUUGCGAGGAAUCUUUGAGCCGUUCGGACGGAUUGAGAGCAUCCAGCUGAUGAUGGACAGUGAGACGGGACGGUCUAAAGGCUACGGCUUCAUCACGUUUGCAGAUGCUGAGUGUGCAAAGAAAGCUCUGGAGCAGCUGAACGGCUUCGAGCUGGCAGGUCGACCCAUGAAGGUGGGUCACGUGACGGAGCGGACCGACGCGUCCACGGCUUCGUCUUUCCUCGACAGCGAUGAGCUCGAACGUACCGGCAUUGACCUGGGAACCACCGGGCGGCUGCAGCUCAUGGCCCGGCUCGCUGAGGGUACAGGUCUGCAGAUCCCCCCCGCUGCUCAGCAGGCUCUGCAGAUGAGUGGAGCUAUCGCUAUAGGAGCCAUGGCUGCUGUGUCAGCUGCCAUGAAUCCAGCUCUCAACAUGAACAUGAACUCUGCUGCUCUGAAUCUUCCCUCUCAGCCUCUGGCCACACACUGCUUCCAGCUGUCUAACAUGUUCAACACCAACAGUGAGGAGGCUCCUGGUUGGGAGAUGGAUAUCCAACAUGAUGUCAUAGAGGAGUGUAACAAACAUGGAGGAGUUGUUCACAUCUACGUCGACAAAAACUCAUCUGAGGGAAAUGUCUAUGUCAAGUGUCCGUCGAUCCCAGCCGCCAUGGCUGCCGUCAACAGCCUCCAUGGAAGAUACUUUGCUGGUAAGAUGAUCACAGCGGCGUACGUUCCUCUGCCCACUUACCACAACCUGUUCCCAGAGUCUGUCACCGCCACUCAGCUGCUGGCUCCGCCCCCUCGACGGUGACUCGCCAGCGACACUGCCCUCUGAUUGGACACUGGACAUUAAAGCCCCUCUUUUAUAUCCUCCUCUCCUAUUGGUCAACACAGACAGUCAGUUUUCCAUAUGAUCGUCGUUUGUUUUUGUUUUUCUGCCCCACCCCCUCUGAGUAUCACCCAACGAUUGAGCUCCGUGAGCUGUGAGAAGGCUGAUAAUGGUGAUGAUGAAGGUGGUGCAAGCUGAUUGGUUGGUUUGAAGCUGUUUGGUAUUUAACUGUUUUUCUAAUUGAGAUUUCAUUUUGUAAAAACGUUGAUUAAAUUUUAUUUUCAAAUCA